CUUAUGCCAUGCAUUUAAAUACUGACAAGCAGACUGUUCUGAAAAUUCAGAACAAACAGCUAAAUGAAAGGAUCAGUGAAAGAGAGAUCAUCGCACAUCCUGCUCACUGAAACGCUUUGCUCGUGUCUUCAGUUCCUCAGUUCACUGACAGCUGAGAAACUCGGGAUUUCUAGUCCAGAAGAAAGAGAAAAUUUUAGAAGAUGAAGGCUCUUCUUCUCUCUGCUCUAGCCUGUUUGGUGUCUGCCACUGAGGAACCCUUAGCCUGUUUGGUGUCUGCCACUGAGGAACCCUUACCGUUUUCAGGGCAAUUUAAUACCAUCUACCUAGCAUCCAAAAUUCGGAGUGUGACAGAUGAAAAUAGUGAAUUUAGGAUGCUGAUGCAUGAAGUGAAUUAUUUUAAGAAUUACACAUGUAUGAGCAUAAAGUACCAUAUUAGGAAAAAUGGAAAAUGCCAACUGCACAAGGUCUGGGCUGAAAAUUUUAAUUUGCUUGACUGCUAUAAGAAAUAUAAUUUCAUCAAUAGAAGACCAAUAAAGUAUAUAUUUCACGACAGAGCCGCAUCAGAUAAGGUCAAUAAUGUAAAAUGCCCACAAAGGAAUGGGACUGAGAACAUUAUAGGUACCUGGAGGUUUACUGAAUCCUAUCGUCAUUUCUCGAGAAUCUACUAUUACCCAGAGACACAGGGAGGCUUACACAGAAUCCCAAGUGACUUUUACAUUGUGAUACAUUUUGCCUCAAACACCACCAUCCUACUUGAAGCCUCAUUUAUUAAUGAUUUGGCGUACCAUCAGACGCUGACAGCAGCACUAGCAAGGGGAACAAAUAUUACUGAACAAAUGUGGAAAGAGUAUGUAAAGUUGAACCGUCAGCUCAACAUCCCAAUUGAAAAUAUUAAUAAUGUAUAUGAGGCAGAUGCAUGCCCUAAGUUGGAGCAGUGAUCCGGAGAGUAGAAACAUGGUAUUAUUCUAUGUUCUUGACUCACUGGAAUAUAAUUUUGGGGUUGAUUCAAUCAUGGAAGCCGACAAUGUCCAUAGUUGUCACUUUGGAACUUCUGCACACCUCCUUUUACUGAAAAUCAUUACUGGCUUUGUGUCUGAUUAAAUGCAUUGAUUUCACAUUGCAAAAGGGCUUUCUGUAAAGUAUCUAAUGUGCAUCAUAUAGAUUAUUCUUCUAGAUCUGAAAUAGUGUCUGCCUUCAUUACCCUAUCAUCAAGGGAAAUAGUUUGUUAACUUUGAAACUUAUCAGCUUGAAAAUAAUAAUGUUCCUAGGGCUUAUCAGGUGUAUUUUUCUGUGUGUUUUUUCAGAAUAUUUCAAAAAAUAUAGUAAUGAAUACACAGUGUACAGACUCCACAGGAUUGUGAAUUCUCAUAUUUGUACAUCUGAACUGGCUUUAUUACAAAUAAGAAUUGUUUCACCAAAAUUAAUUGCAUGCACAGCAAAUAUUGAAAAUGUUGUUUGUAUAAAAUUUAAUUGUUGAAUUAUUUAAGAAAUUAUGCUCAUGUGUGAAUGCAUAAUGCACCAAGUAAUUGAAAAAGAGAAAUAGGGGACAUAUGGGAGGAUUUGGAGGAAGAAAAAUGAUGUAAUUAUAUUAUAAUAUUGAAUAUAAAGAUAAAAAUCAACGGACACUACUCACAAAAA
Messenger RNA from Mesocricetus auratus (golden hamster), 1638 nucleotides. RefSeq lists its product as uncharacterized. The transcript has 7 exons. The record is from RefSeq and is a predicted model, not a curated record. NCBI's taxonomy places the organism in Eukaryota, Metazoa, Chordata, Mammalia, Rodentia, Cricetidae. The coding region runs from base 201 to 938 and encodes 245 amino acids.